This is a messenger RNA of Monodelphis domestica (gray short-tailed opossum), 11208 nucleotides long. The record is from RefSeq and is a predicted model, not a curated record. NCBI's taxonomy places the organism in Eukaryota, Metazoa, Chordata, Mammalia, Didelphimorphia, Didelphidae.
CUCGGAGGGCCCCCAGAGGGUGCUGGACCCCCCCCUGCUGCCUCCCCCGAUGGGCCUCCCUUUAGGGCUGCCUCCCAGCUCAGCCUGGUUGGGCCCAAAGCCUGGAAGGAGAGGCUGGAAUCCAGGGAAGGGCCUGGGGGGGCCCCCAACGCCCCCAUCCCAGGGGAGGGCAGGCCAUGCCCAGCCCAGGCCUGUGUAUUCUCCCCUCCGGAGCCCCAGAGACAGCAGAGAGGAAUUCAGAGCAGCAGCCCCGGGCCUGAGGCCAGCAAGGGAAGAAUCCUCCAGGGAGAGAAGCCCUUCCAGGCCUUUUAGCCCCUCAGGGCCUGCUAGAGCUCAGGGCCUGGAGUCAGGGAGGCCUGAGAUCUCCCCCUGCAGGACCCUGGACAAGUCACGUUAGCCUGCUUGCCUCAGUUUCCUCUCCUGUCCAGUGGGCUGCAGGAGGAGAGGCAAAGCCUCCCAGCCUCUGCCCAGAAAGCCCCAAAGGAGGGGAGAAGCAGCCAGGCCUGAGCAGCCUGAGCCCAGCCGCCCUGAGACACACAGACACCCCCAGACUGUCCUCUGUCCAUCAGGGCUCAGAGCCUGGGCUCAGGGGCUGCUGCUGCCUUCUGUGGCUUCCCAAAGGGCAGGAGGGGGUUCCUAGGCCUUCCCCAGCCCUCUAAAGGGUCUCUGGGCCUUGUGGACUGGGGGAGGGGCUCAAGGAGACAAGUCCAUGGGACAAUCAGGGGGGGCUGAUCCUCCAGGUCUGAUGUUUUGGGUUUGGAGUCCAGGGCCCAAGGACAAAGGAAUUUCCCUAAUAAUAGUUUGCCUGGGUUUCUGGGGCUGCCAUGCCCCUGCCAAAGGAGACCCUCCUCAGCAUCCCAGAGCCUCAGAAGACCCCGAGGAAGCAUCUGCUUCCCCCCAGAUCCUCUCUGGACCACCUUCCCCACAGCCCCUGGGCUCAGGCUCUUAUUCUCUGGUUCUCACAAUGGGGGAAACUGAGGUAAAGGCUGGGAAAGGUUCUUGGCCAGGCUUCCCCUGCUGGACAGUGUCUGAGGCCAGGUUUGAGUACAGAUCUUGGGGGUUCCAUGCCCGGAGGUCAGCCCCUGAGUCACCCCAUUCCUCCACCUAGGGAGAGUUUUGGCCCCUCCUUUGGGGAGCCUCUGGGGUCUCCCCAAAGCAGGAGUAGCAGGAUGAUCAGAGAGAUUCCUGAAGGAGGGGAACCUGUGGGAAGGGGGCCUGGGUUGUCAGUUGCUGCCCUCUGCCUCAGUUUCCUUUUCUGUCAGUGUUUUAGGGUACUAAAGUUGAACCGCUGGGGUUCAGGAGGGAUAUCCUUUGCAAGAAUGCAAGCGCCGAAACUUAGCUUAAAAACAAAAGGAGAAAUUUAUUAAUUUAGAAAGUAAUGUUGCGCAUGGCCAGGAGGGUAGCAGGGUGGGCUGCCAGAGCGGGAGCCGCUCCUGGGGAGGACAUCAGUUCUGGGGAUUUGAGACUCUACAACAGUGUAGAAGGGCUGCCGAGUCAUGGUGACCCCAGUGAGGUAAACACUCAGGGCUCUGCCUGGAGACAUCGGGGUCGCCCUCACAGUGUAGGGGGCAGAUGGAUGUCUGAGACACAGUCUGACGGAGGCGAGGUGCAGCCUGGAGGUGCUUCUCUCUGCCCAUCUCAAAUCUAAAGGAGGGUCCAAGGAGGAGAGUCCUCUCAGGAGUUGUCAGAUGCUCUGGGUUAGGAGUCACGAGGACAGAAGGGAGCCAAGGACUGCCCUGCUUACACUUCGCCUGAGUUUGGGGCUACGAUGCCCAUGCCAUCAGGGGGGAUCCUAGCGCCCCCUCCCCAGGCCCUGGGGAGCAGAGACCCAUGGGUUGAUCAGCCAGUCAAGAGACACUUAUUAGGCACCUGCUGUGUGCCAGGCUGCAUCCUGAGGCAGAUUCUGGGCUAAGAAAAAAGCAGCCGGCAGGGCAGGAAGACGAAAUGAGGGUGGGAGAAAAGGGCUGCAGCCCCCAGGAUGGGGCACAAUACAUAUAUAUACCCCUCCCCCACCAGCCCUCUACACCCAGGCGCCCAGGUAGGACGACUCCAUUUCCCAGAAUGCCCCUGUCAUGACAUCAUGCAAGCCCUAGCCCUCCUCAGUAGAUGACUCCAUUUCCCAGAAUGCUGGUUCCCUGACUCCUCCCUAUUUUUGGCUCCUCCCUGUAGCAGCCUCGGGGCAUGCUGAGAACUUCAUUUGAGUGGUCUCAGCUCCCGGAAGGUGUAUAGCUGCUUCUUGGACCUUUGCUAGCGCACACAGAGGAAGUCUCUCCCCCUCAGGCUGCCACCCCCUGAAGGACCCCCGUGUGGCCCCGCAGAGAGCCCGCAGCCAGAGGAAUGGCCCCCGGGACCCCGAGGCCCCCCUCCCAGGCGUCAAUAGCAUUCAAGGAUGUGGCUGUGGACUUCACCCAGGAAGAGUGGUGCCUAUUGGACCAUUCUCAGAAAGAGCUGUACCUGGAGGUCUUGCUGGAGAAUGUGCAGAAUCUACUCUCUGUGGGUAAGGACCAUUUCCUCUGUUAACUCUGAAUCUGCCAUAAAGAGAAUGUCUUUAUUCUAAGGCAGAUACACAGGAUUUUGAACCUUUGUCAAUUAUUAAAAAAGCAAAAGUGCUGGGUGCAACUGGGUGGCUUUGAAUUGAGAGCCAGGCCCAGAGAUGGGAGGUCCUAGGUUCAAAUCUGGCCUCAGACACUUCCUAGCUGUGUGACCCCAGGCAAGUCACUUAACAUCUUCUGCCUUGGAACCAAUACCCAAUAUUGAUUCUAAGAUGGAAGGUAAGGUUUGUUUUUUCUUUUUUUCUUUUUUAAAGCAGAAGUGCUGAAUGUGGGACUUUCCUUUUUUUACCCCUGAAUUUGUUUCUUCUGUUUUAGAUAGCUUCAGGUGAAAACUUAAACCAGUGUUACAGAUUUAUAUUCCUCAAACUAAUCUCAGAAGUCAUCUAGUCCAUCCAGUUAUUUGACUUCAAAUUUGUGUGUAAAUUCUCUGUUUAUACCCAGACAACAUAGCAGAAGCAAAAACUAGACCUGCCCUGAAAAUGUCAAAGCAACCUUAAAAUGUGUUUUUAAAUGAGUAGUCACAGAACAAACAUGGUUAUUGGCUCUCCUGAGGAAAACAAGUUGAAAGUUGGGCAGAAAGGGUCUAUUUUGGGAAAUAAUGGGGGAACUGGAAGUAAAACUGCACACAGAGGAGUGCAGACAAUCUAACCCAUAUCUAUUGCUCCAGGUUCAGAACCUGGACAGAAGCCAAAGAACCAGAACCCUUCUUAAGUCUGUAUUAUUAGAAUGUCCUAAGCCCACCCCUUGGAAUAUAAAGACUUGGCACAAGGCUGAAUGAGGUCCCAAAGUCACUUGGCCAGUUCAAGCCUAUGGUAAAGCCUGUAGCCCCAGGGCAAAGUAGCUCCCAGUCCUCUAAGCCCUGUAAGCCAUCAGCUGUCCCUAGAGGAGACUAAAUUAGUAGCUUUCAGAGCAUCCAUCCCACAGGCCAUGGUGCUACCUUGGAAGAAAUGAAAGUUACAGAAAACCAGAACUAUAGCUAAGGGGAGCAGCAAGGAAAAACUGAAGUUUAAGAGAAUACCCCCUCUACCCUGAGAACUGAGAUAGAUGGCAAAGUGUAAAAAAAAAAAAGAAGUCUGGAAAAAUGAGCAAAUAACAAAAGAAACAUCUAGCCAUAGAAAAUGUCUAAUAGUUAAAGAAAUUGUCUAAGAUUGAAGAGGUAUAAGGAAUAAGAAAGGUUUUGUAACAGGGAAUGGAGGAGUUAAAGGGAUAGAGGGAAUAUAGAUGCUGGUGAGGUAAAAGGAGAGAGAUAACCCCUGCUGAGAGGCUAUCUUUGAAAAAUGGGGUUCCCAAGAAAUGGGCCAACUAUGAUAGCCUGAGGAGAUGUCUUCUCUAUUGAUUGAUGUUGAAGAUACCCCAGGGUAGAUAAGCACAAACCCUCCUGAGGGGACAAGCCUCCCCCACACCCACCCAAGGUCGCCUACCAGGGGUCCGAUAAGGACUAUUUAUGGUUGAAUGGCUGUCCUUAGGUCCUUCCUCUAUGUUCCCCUGAAAUGAUAGUUCUCUUUUCUGACUGCAGGUUAUUUAACUUAAGAUGACUUUAAUAACAAGUUUGGAUUGGGGAGGUACCAGGGUAGAGGGAAGAGGGGUUUUCUAUACUUUUUCCCAGAUUGGGUUUGAGUCUCUCUCAGCUUUUGAGCUGAGGCCAGGCCUCAGGCUGUUUUAUUCGUGACCAUGCUAAUCUAUGCUAGCUUUCUUAAGUUUAAAGUCUUUAGCAGUAGAUAGCACAAGGUAGAAAAGGUUCUGACCUCAUGAGCUGGUUGGGCCUGUCUCUUCAGACUAGCUCCCUAAAGACCGGCCUUAAGUUCUGUAAACCUCAAAUUUCCUUAGACUUAUAAUUGUUGAAAAUUUCACCAUUGGGAUAUUUCAUACUUGGAAAAUUUCUUACUGAUAGUCUAUUGGAAUGGGAACUCCAUUGGCAUGGGAGGUUCCUUCUCUUCCCUUCUUAAGAUUACUUUAGGACAGAAACCCUUUGCUGAACAAUGGAAAGGACUUUGACCUAUGCUUAAGCAUAGAACAGGAAUUUCUUUGAGUCUUGAUUGAUUUAGAAUUGAUACAAUGGAGAUACUUGGAAUAAAUCUCCACCCUAUUCAGUCCUAAUAGGAUUGAGUAAGGGCUGCAGCCUAGAUCAAAAUUUAAUUAUUCCAAUCUCUACCAUACUCAAGUUAACAGGAUUUAGAAAGGGCUGUAACAAAAGAGUAAAGAUUUAAUCAUUUGAAAAAUAUGACCUUCAACAGACAUGUGCAAAAGCCAGAAACCUCUGGGCGGUCCUGGGUUAAGCGAGAGCCUCCAUUGACAGGGAAAUUGAUGAAGAGUGAUUGGUAGAUGUGAGGACUGAGGGGAGGCAACUUGGAUGGUGUCCUUAAAGAUAGGAGGGUCUGGAGACAGGAGAGAGGAUUGAGUUUUUGGUCGGGGUGGUUCCUGGGCUCUGAGGAAGCUUGCUCUGAAGGAAGCUGAAGGUGGGGGCCUCUGAGACUGUUUCUCCAUUUUGGACACGUGAGUGAAAGGGACUGAUCUCUUUUCUUUGCCCCAGCUAUCUAAGGGCUUGGGCCUUUUGGCCCAGCCUAAACAGAAGGGGUAUUUAAGCCCUAUUCCCUUCUCUCCCCUUUCUCUCUCUAUAUAUAUCUCUAAUUCCUUUCUUGCUCCUAUUGUAAUUAAACUCCAAAAAAGGCUGACGGCUGACUUGAGUUUUUCAUUUAGGAAUUACAUAGCUGAUUCCUUGGCGACCUUAAAUUAAUAUAUAUCAGUCUUUUAAAGUGAUUCCCUUGUAACAUUGUGGCUGACCACACGGGAGUCUAAAGAAUCCUCUCAAUAAAACUUUUUCCUUGCCUUUUUACUAUACUGUUUCACCACUUAGUCCUUUUUUUUUUAAAAAAAAAAAAAAACUUGGCUUAAAGACACAGCUGCUAGAACACGUGAGUAUAAAAAACUUUUUCUCUUUUCUCCUUAAGUUAAAUUGGAAUCAGCAGUUUUUUCUUUUUCUUCCCUUUAAUCUUAAGGGACAGCUGGGUAGCUCAGUGGAUUGAGAGCCAGCCCUAGAGGCAGAAGGUCCUGGGUUCAAAUCGGACCUCAGAUACUUCCCAGCUGUGUGACUCUGAUAGACAGAAAACAGCUGUUUUUAAAUCUCAGCAACAGGACUCUAAAGUCCUGGCUGGAAGAACUGUUUCUAAAUAUCCUUUCCCUUAAGGAACAACUUCCUGGAUUAGGAAAAAAAAAACCCUGUGGAAAGUUUGUUGCUUUGCCCUGCUCCCCACGUGUUUUGUGAAAUUACAAAAUAUACAUAUAAAAAUGAGUACUACAUUCUUUGACAAUUAUAUGGCAGCUGAAGAAGCAGGGGCAUUGAGGAAUGAAGGAUACCUCCAAAUUUUUAUAUUAAUAGGUACUGUCAUUUUUGUACUCCUCAAUACUAUAUUUAGAGAUGAAAAAAUAAAAAAUAUUGAGGAUAAAAUAAAACAAAAUGAGGAUAAAAUAAAACAAAAUGAGGAUAAAAUAAAACAAAAUGAGGAUAAAAUAGAAAAUAUUGAGGAUAAAAUAGAAAAUGUUGAGGAUAAAAUAGAAAAAAAUGAGGAUAAAAUAGAAAAUAUUGAGGAUAAAAUAGAAAAUAUUGAGGAUAAAAUAGAAAAAAUUGAGGAUACAAUAAAAAAAAUUGAGGAUACAAUAGAAAAAAUUGAGGAUAAAAUAGGAAAUAUUGAGAAUAAAAUAGAAAAACUUGAGGAUAAAAUAGGAAAUAUUGAGAAUAAAAUAGGAAAUAUUGAGGAUAAAAUGGGAGAUAUGGAAGAUAAAAUAGGAAAAAUUGAGGAAAAAAUGCAAGCCCAAUUAGAAGAUCUAAAAUGUUUCUUACAGGAUCAAUGGGCAAACACCCACUCUACCAGAAACAGACCUGUUUCUGAACCUUUGAAUGAGGAAAUUUCCUUCCCUGAAAUAGAGAUGGAAAACACCUUCCCUAUAGCCCAGUUAACAGACUGCUUCUCUCGUGCAGUGCAAAUCUUGUCUGAAUUUAAUCCCCAAAACCCUUCCCCUGCAAUCCCAGCUUCUCAUGUUCCUUCUCCUACAGAAAACCAAAUUCCAAUGCAAGGGAGAUCUUGUCCUCCUAGAGAAACCUGUCCUUGUCAAACUGACCCACAGGUGCAAAAUUCAACUAGAGGCCUGUUUCCUCUAAGAGAAGUACCUGAAAUAGGACGAAAUGGGGAUGUGGUGACUUUAAGACAUAGGAUACCAUUUACUCCCCAAGAAAUAAAUGAAUUUACACGAAAUAUCCCCACAUAUGAACAAGAUCCUUUUCUAGUAACAAAAAAGAUGGGAGACAUAUUUUUUCAAUAUAAUCCGUCUUACAAGGACGUUGAGAGCUUACUACAGGCUUUUUUAAGUGAACGUGAAAAAAAUAAAAUAAUUGCUCAUGUCAACAAAACCCGGGGGCGUAAUGCAGCACAUUGGCCAUCUCAGGAUCCCGAAUGGGACUAUAAUAAUCCUGAGGACUAUCUACAACUAUACCGUUGUAGAGAGGCCAUCCUCACGGCCAUGAAGGAAUGUGCGGACAGUACAGAUAAGUGGAUGGAACUGGAAAAAAUUAAGCAAAAGGAAAACGAAACACCCUCCAGAUUUAUGGACAGAAUUAUCGAGUUUGGGGACAGAUACUUAGAUUGGGACUUAAAUAAAGAGAAUAGUUUAAGACAAGUUAGAAGAAUCUUUGUAAAUAAUUGUUGCAAAGUAAUUAAAAAUUAUUUUAAAACACAAUGCCCAAGAUGGUCAGAUAUGGACCUUGAAGAAUUGCGAAAAACAGCUAUAUAUGUUUUUAAGGGAAACGAAGAAAAGGAGAAAGAGAAUAAUGAUGACAUGGAGGAAAUGAAGAAAAAAAUGAGAUGUGUAAUAGAUAGGAUAACUAAAUUAGAAAGUGGGCAUGAUAAUGAACCAACGACAAUUGCCCCUCUCCAGAAAUCCAAUUAUCAAUCCAUUACUUGCCACUUCUGUGAGAAGAAGGGCCACAAAAUGAUGGAAUGUAGAACCUUUCUUAAGAUGUUUGGAAGGAAUACACAGUUUAAUAAUGGUUUUAGAAAUAAUAACUAUAGAAAUUAUGAUAAUGGUUAUAGAAACCAGAAUUCUAGAAAUUAUAAUAAUGACUAUGGAAAUAACUAUAAUGAAUAUAGAAAUAAGAACUUUAGAAACCAGAAUUAUAGAAAUAGGAAUUGGGAAUUUAAUGAUAAUGCUCAAAUUGAAGAAAAUUUUAAUGAUAAUACUCAACAAUAUAUGAGAAAUGGCGCUCGUCCAAAAAUUACUCGAGGUACUAAUGACCCUCAGAGAGGUGCCCUUCAGGGGGGUGCCCAAGGAAUAUCCCAAACACAAUGAUGGUGCCCGGGGGGGGCUGGGGCACAGGAAUCAGAGGAUACAACCUUUGAUUUCCCAGACCCUGAUGUCCUACUACCCGUUGUCCCUAUCCACUGCCCUCCCCAUACUAAUGAACCCCAUGUUACCUUAAAAGUGGGUAACACCUAUUAUGAUUGUCUAUUAGACACCGGAGCUUCCUGGUCUGUAUUAAAGAGAACACCUGAUUUACAAUGUUAUUCUAUUGGCUCAGAGAAUGUAAUGGGAGUAUCAGGAAUAACCCAAAGAGUUAAAAGACUUCCUCCUAGAAUGGUGUCUGUAGGACCCCUAGAGGUACAACACUCCUUCCUUUUGAUGCCUGACUCCCCUUUAAAUUUGCUGGGGAGGGACCUUCUAUGCAAACUCAGAGCCACAAUAACCUGCUCCCCAGAUGGCUCAUUAUCAUUAGAAGUACCAGAGGAAUCUUUAAAUUUACUCCCUGUACUUCUCUCGGAAAACCAGGAGGCAAAAGAACCUUCCAUUUUUGAAAUACCUAAAGAUAUACCGGAGUCUCUUUGGGCCACAUCUUCUUCUGAUGUAGGCUUACUUAAAUCUGCUGUUCCUGUGCAGAUAAAAACUAAAUCUAGCCCACCUCCUUCUAUCCCUCAGUAUCCCCUCUCAAAGGAGGCAAUUGAGGGUAUUACACCAGUUAUUAACUCAUUAAUAGAACAGGGAAUAAUAAUCCCUUGCAAAUCUGAAUACAACACGCCCAUCCUGCCAAUUAAAAAACCAAAAAAAGGACCCGAUGGCAAACACAUCUAUAGAUUCGUACAGGAUCUAAGGGCAGUGAAUAAUCACGUUAUAAAGAGACACUCCGUAGUUUCUAACAUACAUACUAUUAUUUCAUCUAUUCCUAGCACAGCUACAUACUUUACAGUAGUAGACUUGUGUUCAGCUUUCUUUUCCAUACCAAUACAUGAAAACUCCAGGCAUAUUUUUGCUUUCACCUGGAAGGGCUCACAAUAUACCUGGUGUCGGCUGCCACAGGGUUAUGUCGAAAGUCCGAGCUUAUUUGAGCAAAUUUUGAGCCAAGACACAGACAAUAUAACAUUUAAAAAUAGCAAAUUAAUCAAAUAUGUAGAUGAUCUACUCUUGGCUUCAACAGAUGCAGAAACAUGUCAAGAAGAUAGCAAACACCUUCUUUUGGAAUUGCACAAAAGAGGACAUAAAAUCUCUAAGGAUAAAGUUCAAUGGUGUCUCCAAAAAGUAGAAUAUUUGGGAUUCAUCUUGACUGCGGGUGCUCGUUACAUUUCUCCAAAACGAAUUGAGAACAUUCAAAAAUUGAGUGCUCCUACCACUAAGAAACAGCUGAGAGCAAUUUUAGGAGCAACAGGGUUUUGUAGACAAUGGAUUCCAUGCUAUGGGGAAAUCACUAAACCCCUUAUAGCAUUAACAAAGGAUUCGGUUCCUGAACCCCUCAAAUUAGAGCCUGAACACUUGUCAGCUCUAACAGAUCUGAAAAAGGCUAUCAUGUCUGCCCCUGCUCUAGGCAUCCCAGAUUACAACAAGCCAUUUACCUUAUAUGUGCAUGAGCGAAGAGGAGUAGCCUCUGGUGUGUUAACUCAGACUUUGGGACCUUCUCAGCGCCCAAUUGCUUAUUAUUCUGCCCAACUAGACCCAGUAGCAGCAGGAGCACCACCAUGCCUUAGAGGAGUAGCUGCUACAGCCUUACUAGUAACAAAAACCGUUGAUUUAGUAUUGGGAUGUCCAUUAACAAUAAUGUGCCCACAUGAGAUUGAAGCAUUAUUGGUAAAACAUAGAACACAGGCAUUCUCGGAUCAGAGAAUUACAAGGUAUGAAAUAACCUUAUUAAAUAGUGAAAAUAUUACCUUGAAACGCUGUUCAACUCUUAACCCUGCCACCUUGCUUCCAGAUUUACCUACUUCAGGAGAACCACUACAUAACUGUGAAACAUUAGUGUCCAUGGCAGAAAAGCCUCGAGAUAAUCUCUUGGACACUCCCUUAGACAAUGCAGAUCUGAUUUUAUUUACCGAUGGUUCCUCUUUUAUGAGGGAUGGCAUACGUUACACUGGAGCUGCCGUAGUCUCAGAAUUUGCCACUGAAUGGUCAGCUUCACUACCUUCUAACAUUAGCGCUCAAGGAGCAGAACUCAUAGCUCUAAAACAAGCUUGUAUAAUUGCCAAGGAUAAAAAGGCAACAAUUUAUACAGAUUCUAGAUAUGCUUUCGGCAUUUGUCACUCAGUCGGGAUGCUAUGGCUCCAAAGAGGAUUUUUAACCUCAGCUGGAAAAUCCAUAGCUAAUGCAGAAAUUAUUAAUGAAGUUCUUUCUGCUCUCAAACUGCCUAAAGCCCUAGCUGUAGUUCAUUGCUCUGCCCAUACAGGUGGCUCUGACCCUGUCUCUAGAGGAAAUGACCAAGCAGAUGCCGCUGCAAAACUAGCAGCCAUAGAAGGACCUGGAUUAAUUUUAACAUUAACAACCACUGAUAAUUUAAAUUUAUCACUCUCCUAUAAUGAAAAGGAAGUGGAAAAAUGGAAACAAAAAUUUAAAGCAAAACAAAUUAAUGGAGUAUGGGUGUCAUCUGAAGGAAAACCCCUGCUCCCUAGAAGUUUCUAUAACCAAAUUUGCCAAUCUAUUCAUAAAAAUGGUCAUUUUGGCACCCAGGGCAUUGUGGACUCUGUCAAGAGAGUAUGGAUAGCCCCUGGUAUAACUACUGUAGCCUCUAAAGUAUGUUCAGCCUGCCCUAUUUGCCAGGCAUAUAACCAACAUGCAUAUCGUGGAAAAGCCUUUGGGGGACGUCCUCUGGCUUACACACCUUUUGAACAUCUACAGAUAGAUUUCAUUACAAUGCCAAAAGCUGGACGUUAUAAAUUUUGUCUAGUAAUUGUAGAUCAACUAACCAGAUGGCCGGAAGCAUUUCCUACGACCCGAGCCACAGCAGAUUUUGUUGCAAAGAUACUUUUAAAAGAAAUUAUUCCUCGUUUUGGCCUACCAGCACGUAUUGACUCCGAUAGAGGGAGUCAUUUUACCGAUUCUGUCUUAAAUCAAAUAUAUUCUUGCUUGGGGAUAACUCCAAAAUUCCAUGUUCCAUAUCACCCCCAGAGCUCAGGCCAAGUGGAGAGGAUGAAUAAAGAACUUAAGACUAUGAUUGGCAAAUUAUGCACUGAGACCCAUUUAAAAUGGCCUGAAAUUCUCCCUCUGGCCCUAUUUUAUCUUAGAAGCAGGCCUAGAGGAGACUUACAUAUUUCACCAUUUGAGAUGCUUUUUGGACAUCCGCCUAUACAGGCUAAGCCUUUCUCCCCGGCUUAUACAUCGCUAUUAGGGGGAGAUAUUACUAUUGCUU